GGCUUUUCGCGGUCUACUUGUCCCAGCGUCCGGCUCUGGACUGUCUAUCGCUCUCUGACGUUCAGUCCCGGGUCGCUGCUUGUGCGCGCACGCCGCCUCACACGACAAACUUAUGGCGGAGCGCGGGGAACUCGAUCUGACGGGCGCCAAACAGAACACCGGCGUGUGGCUGGUGAAGGUUCCUAAAUAUUUGUCCCAGCAAUGGGCAAAAGCCCCUGGAAGAGGUGAAGUUGGGAAACUGAGGAUUGCCAAGAAUCAAGGAAGGACUGAGGUAUCAUUUACUUUGAAUGAGGAUCUUGCGAAUAUUCAUGAUAUCGGUGGGAAACCAGCUUCAGUCAGUGCUCCUAGAGAACAUCCAUUUGUCUUGCAAAGUGUUGGAGGACAGACAUUAACAGUGUUCACCGAGAGCUCCUCAGAUAAACUGUCAUUGGAAGGAAUAGUGGUUCAGAGAGCGGAAUGCCGACCUGCUGCCAGUGAAAACUACAUGAAACUAAAGAGAUUGCAAAUAGAAGAAUCUUCCAAACCUGUAAGGCUCUCACAACAGCUGGACAAAGUUGUAACCACCAAUUACAAGCCUGUCGCUAACCAUCAGUACAAUAUUGAAUAUGAAAGGAAGAAGAAAGAAGAUGGAAAGCGAGCUCGGGCAGACAAACAACACGUCCUAGACAUGCUGUUCUCAGCCUUUGAGAAACAUCAGUACUAUAAUCUUAAGGACUUGGUGGACAUCACAAAGCAACCUGUGGGAUACCUGAAAGAAAUCUUGAAAGAAAUCGGCAUUCAGAAUGUAAAAGGAAUUCACAAGAAUACGUGGGAGCUGAAGCCAGAGUACAGGCAUUACCAAACAGAGGAGAAGAGCGACUGAGAGAAGCGUGUGCAACAGUUACAGGCAGAUCUCUGCCACCACACGCUGACUGCCUGCCCACCCUGACAGGACAAAGACAACUGAGUCUGUCUGCCAUUCCUCAGUAAACUGUUAAAGCUGGGACUCCAAAAGGUUUCUAAGUGUUUUUUGAAGAGAAAGAUAUUAUUUAUAGACUAGACUUGUGUUAAGCCAUAGCAUUCAGCAGGCAUGCUGACAACACAUACAUGUGUCUGACACUCAGGAGACUGAGGCAGGCAAAGGGUGAGUGACUUUGAGACCAGUCUGGAAUACACAGCAAGACCCUCUCCCAUAAAAGGAAAACAUUACAGUAUGGGUAGGGUCUGGGGUUACAACUGCCUCUGUUCCCACUGGUUAGCUUUGCAAGUGUAAAUGGGACAUUUCCUAAAUGAAAUUGUAUCUCUGAGGAACUAAGGUAAGAAUGGAGAAAGUGGGGGGAGGGAAACUAUUAAAGGAACAGAGUUGAAGUUCCUUUUUCUGAAACUGAAGAGGGAACUUGUCCCUCCCUACAGAGGUAAUAUUUUACCUUCAAACAUACGUAAAUAAAGAGAUCUGUUCCCUUUGUACUAA
Molecule: messenger RNA, 1450 nt
Organism: Rattus norvegicus (Norway rat)
Lineage: Eukaryota; Metazoa; Chordata; Mammalia; Rodentia; Muridae
Gene: Gtf2f2
Product: general transcription factor IIF subunit 2
Exons: 8
Coding region: 113-862 (249 amino acids)
Biological process (GO): transcription by RNA polymerase II; transcription initiation at RNA polymerase II promoter; transcription elongation by RNA polymerase II
Cellular component (GO): RNA polymerase II, holoenzyme; nucleus; RNA polymerase II transcription regulator complex
Source: RefSeq, marked provisional